ACAUUUAGCGAGUGAAGAUUGCUUUUGUCGUUAUUACCCCAUAUUCGACAUUCAAGCACUAAACUUGAUCACACAAACAACAAGCUUUUAUUUCAUCUUUGAAUAAUCUCACAAGCAUGAUAAUCCCUAACAUGGGCUACUCUGAACCCCUGAUGUCACUUCCUGUACGUCCCUACUCAGCUUCCCUAGCACCGGAACACAUUUACUGCAAAACAUACAAAAGCAGGAUUCUUAUUAUGUCUUAAAGGUCUUCAUUUCACUUAUUAUGUCUACUAUAUUGGUUAAUAAGAGUGUAGAAAGUGAUUAUAGGGAUGUUAUUUCAUGUCUAGAGCUCUAAUAAUGUGCCACGUCUAUUUAGAAAGUGGUAAACAGAUUUUCUAUGGCUUAUAUGUCUUAUUUUCGCUAAAUAUGUCUGUCUACUAUAUUGGUAAGUGUGCUUACCUUCUUUUAACUUUUGAAUCUGCUCACUUAAUUGUUGUUCAGUCACAAGGAUUUGGUGAAAGAGUUUGUCCAAGCUCAUUGUGAAGGUGAGGGCAAAACUAUUACUUCGCUAGCUAAACGUUUAGCCGCUAGCUCAUUCACAGCGUGACUCGUGACAAAUAGAGUCCGUCAAAAGGAAUGGCGUUUCCCAUCUCCAUUACUAAUUUCCUGCCAAAUAAUGCUCCCCCUAGUUACACCUGUCCAAUGAAAUAAUCAAAUACAUAAGAUGUGUCUUUACAAAGAUAUUAGCUACAUAAAGUCACGUGGAUCAUUACAAAUGCAAUAUUUAUAACUUUAGUGUGAAGUGUGAAGCGCUUUAUGUCAUACGAUUAAAUAAACAAUGAUAAUGCCGUACUUAAAGCUACCAACAGAUGGCGCUAUUGUCCAGUGUGCGCAUGUCCAGCAUUUCAUACUGUAAUGAAGUAAUAAUGUUAUUUUCCUUAAAAAUACUGUAUGACAUAUUUACAGCAAACAGGCAGGUUUGCAUCGAUGUGAAAAAAAACUUAUUGAGAUAUAUAGAUAUAACAUGAGAAGAAUUAUCAGAAUAUUAUUAAUUUGUCGAUUUAUAAACUUUGAAUAUUUUUAAAUGUGUUGUGGAUUGUGUGUUUUAAAAGAGGUUCAUGUCUGCGAGGAAACUUUAUUAAAGUGUUUGGACAUUUUAUAGCGAUAGUUGGAGGGAAAAAGCGGCAGUGAUUGGUGAUGGGUGUUAAUUAGCGUUGCUCUUGUGUGCAUGUUUGCGCUAAUGUGAUCCACUGCUCUUGAUCGCUCCUCCUGCUCAAUGCGCCACUUGGCCGUGCGCGCUCAGACGCGAGCAUCCCGCCGGACGACACUCGCUUUUCUUUGUUUUUUUUUUCUUCCUCUUGUUCUUUCCGGAGGAGAGCGUGUCUGCUGCGUGAGGGGUAUCGUUUCCUUCGGCUCCUCCAUGGAAUUCUUGCCAGCGGAUUUCAAGUUCUCCUAAGUGCGCUUGGACUUUGCAGCUUUUCUUCCAACGAGGCUGUGCGUCGUGCGUCGGCAGAGGACCAUGAUGAUGCUCGCUGGACUUCUUCUUCUGCGUCUUUUAGAUGUGCUGUGUUCCGCCGAGGAGGGCGUGCGUAAUGGGGGCGGCCGGCUGGACUGCGUGCGCGCCAGCGAGCAGUGCCUGAAGGAGCAGGCGUGCAGCACCAAGUACCGCACCAUGAGGCAGUGCGUGGCCGGCGGCAAGGAGACCAACUUCAGCGCCGUGGCCCGCCUGGAGGCGCAGGACGAGUGCCGGAGCGCCGUGGACGCGCUCAAGCAGAGUCCGCUUUACAACUGCCGCUGUAAAAGGGGCAUGAAGAAGGAGAAGAACUGCUUGCGUAUCUACUGGGGCAUCUACCAGACCUUACAAGGGAAUGACUUCCUGGAGGAUUCUCCCUACGAGCCCGUCAACAGUCGUCUGUCGGACAUAUUCCGCCUGGCUCCCAUCAUAGAGGGUGUGGAACCUUGGAGCGGCUCGGCCACUUUGCCUCCGACCAGGGGGGUCAGCCGGGUCAGGGCGCCCGCACUGGGCCGGGGGAGCCCCUCCUCCACAGAUCUUCAGGAUCCCAGUCGAAACAGGAGGGCUCACCCCAAUUGGGCCAUACUGGGUGAGCCGGCGGUGGCCCGGGAGAACAAUUGUCUGAACGCCGCCAAGGCCUGCAACCUGAACGACACGUGCAAGAAGUACCGCUCGGCCUACAUCAGUCCGUGCACCAGCCGCGUGUCCACCGCCGAAGUCUGCAACAAGAGGAAGUGCCACAAGGCUUUGCGUCAGUUCUUUGACAAGGUGCCCCCCAAGCACAGCUACGGCAUGUUGUUCUGCUCGUGUCCGCUCAGCGACCAGACGGCGUGCUCGGAGCGGCGGCGCCAGACCAUCGUGCCGGUCUGCUCCUACGAAGAGAAACAAAAACCUAACUGUCUGGAGUUGCAGGCCUCCUGCAGGACCAACUACAUCUGCAGGUCACGUCUGGCGGACUUCUUCGCCAACUGCCAGCCUGAACCGCGGUCAUUGUCUGGCUGCCUGAAGGAGAACUACGCAGACUGUCUCCUGGCGUACUCGGGUCUGAUCGGAACGGUGAUGACGCCAAACUACCUGCGCUCGCCCAAGAUCAGCGUGUCUCCUUACUGCGACUGCAGCAACAGCGGCAACAAUAAGGACGAAUGUGACAAGUUCACCACCUUCUUCACCGACAACACAUGCCUCCGCAACGCCAUCCAGGCCUUCGGGAACGGCACAGAUGUAGGUGUGUGGCAGCCGAUGUCGCCCACCCAGGCCACCACUGCCGUCACGUCGCCGCAGCAACGCAACCGCCAGCACAACAACAACAACAUAGACAACCACAUCAACACGGACCCGGGAAUAUACCACUUCUGUGGAAGUUUACAGGCUCAGAAAUUAAAGUCCAACUCAUCAUCUGACAGCAUCUUCUGUGUGGACCCUCAGAUCGACGGUCCGAGCACAUCCAACGCCAUCGUGAGGAACCCUGCCGCCUCCAGACGGGCCUCCACGCUGACCUCUGUGCUGCCCCUUGUGGCGUGGCUGCGCUACUGCAGCACAUGGACUCACUGACAUGUUUGUGGAAGAAAGUUGUCGUCGUUUUCCUUCCUCCUCCUCAACCGCUUCCCCCUUCUGGAGCUCUUUUCUUGCUUUUCUUUUAGCGUGAUUUAUCGUUGAUGUCGGCUGUGCGUUCUUUUUGCGUAAGUCAAGAAAAGAAGACGUGUGGCUCGGGGACCACGUUAAAAAAAAACAACAUUUCAAUAAAGGUUGUCGUUGUUUGCUUACACAGAAAGUUCGGCGACAAUGAUGACUGUUUUUUGGGUUUUUUUUGAGGAGGGGUGAGUUUCGUGAUGAUUAGACCCGCCCACAUUCAUCGCCAUUUGCAAAAAGCACACAAAGACGCGCACCUUUUUGUGAGUGCCUGGUUUGGUUUUAGACGAAGUGUACAUACCUGAAGCCGUUUCUCGAGUUUUCAAGAUGAAGGACACAAAAGCUGCUCCACUUUUUCGUUUACUUGGUUUCUUUUGAACUUUUGGUAGAACAUUUCUUCGUCGGACUCGUCACGCUCACUAGCUUUAGCCAUGAAACUACAAUAAUAUUUGCUAAUCUGAUGAAUGUUAGGGUGUUCGCCGUCCACGGAAUGUCGGCUAUUGCUAAGCUUUAGUUUCGUGUUAGCUUCUUUGUUGUGUUUACUCACUUUUCUUUCUCCCUGGUUAGGCUGAUAGCCAACAUUGAGCGGACUCCAGCAUCCUAAACAAGCUAGCUAGCUGCGCUAUCAUUAGCUCAACAGCCAUUGGUCUGCUGCCUUUGGGGGGCGGAGCCUAACUUUGAGUUAGCCAACGUAAAUACGAUGUUUGUACUUCAGACGAAAAAAAACAUUAACUAUUCUUUUGCAGCUGUAAUUUUUAUUUCAUAUUUCUCCGAUGUACAUGAUAUGGAGUCAUUCUUGCAUCCCAAACAAAGGAUAUCAAUGUAACGCUCCUGUUGUGGUUCAAUAUAAGCAGAUUGUUUAUGCUGUUAUGCUUAAAUAUGACCUUAUUUUUCUACAUUUUCACCUUUUCAUUUGCUGUUCUGAUGAGUAGAAAUGAACGAAGGCUUGUUUGUAAGAUGUUUUGAAUUAAUUCAUCAUGAAUAAUCAGCAUUUACCAGUGUGUUGAACUGAAUUUUAUGAAGAGAAAGGUAAAUAACAGGACAAAAUGAAUAAAUAUAUUUGCCGAACGUUAGCAUGGUCCACGAAGGGGGUGCUUUCAAAGACACUGCGUGACUUAAGUGGAAUUAAAAUGUUUUCAUUGUAGUAGUAAGUAGUAUUUUUUUAAUGAUUAAAAACUACGACAUUGAGUCCCUUUUAUUGUUUUUCUUUGUCAUCUAUUUGUUUAGACCACAAAUACACGUAUCAUAAAUACGUCUUAAGAUAGUCGGGAUGUCCCUGAAUGCAUCUCGCGACAACAAGGAACUGUCGUUUCCUGGGAGAGCCCGGAGUUAUGUAUUUAUAUCACAGCGACACUUCCGCAUUGUCACGAGCGCGGAAUGCAUUCAAGGACACUCAGCAUGUGGUGAAAAUCAACAGAAAGACAAAGAAAAACAGUAAGUGGAUGUUCUUAUCUCUCAGUAUCGUAACCCUUACUUUCUAAGUACAAUUAGCACCCUCGCAAAUCCCAGACAUUAUCGUCUACACUCAAAACAUGUGAAUUCCACUUAAGUUACGCGGCGUCUUUGAACGCAACCCAUUCGGCUCCGUUAAAGAGAUUAGCGUUAUCAUUUGUAUAUCAUUUGUGUCCUGUCAAAAAACGCAGCAAAAAUUGGCACAUUUCAUACACAUUGGCAAAUGGUGAUGAAUUAAUUGUAAAAGUGUGAUUCAUUUGAUACAAUUCUGUAAUCAUUAAACAACCCUAAUUAAUAAUAAUGAUAAUAAUAAAUAUAGAUGUUGCUGUACCUGAGCGGACAGUAACAUGCUAAUAUUGAUGCUAAGGAGACGCUGCAUGCUAGUAGAGAACAUCUUGGCAGACGAUCAGGAGAUGAAGAUGGCGUCCGUCGCUUUGGGAAAACAAUGGCGAUUACGUUUGCUUCACUUGUUUGUCAUCUUAGCUUGUGGAAAUGUCACAUUUAUUGUACAGAUCAUUAAAAAUGUCAAAAAAAUCUCACAAACUCUUUUGACUCUGUGAUCACGGGUCAUUUGCUAAGCCCCGCCCACCAUGUGUACAACCGCCAUGUCUUAAUUUCUUUCUCAUAAUGUUAUAACGUUAAAAUUAUGACUUUUUCUCAUUAGAUUAUAACUUUCUUUUUAAUAUUUUUAAAUUAUUCUUUUAAAAUAACACCUGAUUUUUUUUCAGUUUUGCUAGGGUUUUUUUUUUGUUAAAUUAUGUUUCUUAAAAGCACCAUAUGCUUGCUACAAAAUGGCCCCCGGGCUGCACAUUGAACACCCGUUUUGUACAUGCAUAACAUUUUUUGCGUGUGAGCAUCUUUUAAGAUUAUUUUGUGACUGUGUUAGCAAGCAAAUAACUACACAGGCAACCACUGAUGAUAUCAUAGACAGGGUUACAUGUAUUCGCAAGCUAGUAGGAUGCUAAGUAGGAGCCUAUCCCAACUGUCUUUGGGCGAGAGGCGGGGUACAUCCUGGACUGGUGGCCAGCCAAUCACAGGGCACAUAUAGACAAACAACCAUUCACACUCACAUUCAUACCUAUGGACAAUUUGGAGCAACACGGUCACAUCUUCAUCAUCAGCAUCAUCAGGUGAAACGGUCAGGGGAGGGGG
Molecule: messenger RNA, 5728 nt
Organism: Doryrhamphus excisus (bluestripe pipefish)
Lineage: Eukaryota; Metazoa; Chordata; Actinopteri; Syngnathiformes; Syngnathidae
Gene: gfra1a
Product: gdnf family receptor alpha 1a
Biological process (GO): nervous system development
Cellular component (GO): external side of plasma membrane; signaling receptor complex
Molecular function (GO): signaling receptor activity
Source: RefSeq, a predicted model, not a curated record